AUGGGUUGGAGCAGACGAUGGGAUGAGCUCUUUGGACUUGUUUUCAUGGCGAGGGGCGGAAAGCAGCUGGCAAACCAGAGGCCGCUGUCGAGUGGACUGUCUGAGGAGAAGCCAUGGCCCCUGACAGACUCAAGUGCCCGCUUGCGCCCCCCCCUCUCCCCGGCCAUGAGCAGCAAGGCCCCCACAGCGCCUGAGCAAGCAGCCGCCCUCCGAGUCGGCACCUCGUCACCCAGCAUCUCGCCCAGCGGCGGCACGUCGUCUCUCGAGGAUGGCGACUCCCCCGAGGACGAGGAGGCGGACAUUCCGCUGACCAUGGCGGCGUCGGUGGUGCUCGCCGACCUCCCCCAGUCCGCCGCCGCCGCGCUGGCGGCCAGCGGCGCCGCCGCACCGCCCACGGAGCGCAAGGUGGUGGUGCGGUUCAAGGCGGUCGGGUCGGCGCCGCCGCUGGCACAGGACGUGUGCAAGAUCUCGGCGGCGCGGCGCUUCGAGGAGGUGGUGCGGUACCUCCGGCGGAAGCUGCGGUGCCGGGACACGGACAGCGUCUUCCUGUACGUGAAUAGCGCGUUUGCGCCGAGUUUGGACGAGGUGGUGGGCAACUUGCAUCAGUUCGUGUUGGGCUCGUAUCGUGUGCUGACUGGCGUGCUAUGGGGGUAG
Messenger RNA from Cordyceps militaris CM01, 654 nucleotides. RefSeq names its product autophagy protein Apg12, putative. NCBI's taxonomy places the organism in Eukaryota, Fungi, Ascomycota, Sordariomycetes, Hypocreales, Cordycipitaceae. The record is from RefSeq and is a predicted model, not a curated record. Gene Ontology annotation, cellular component: Atg12-Atg5-Atg16 complex; cytoplasm; phagophore assembly site membrane. The transcript has 3 exons. The coding region runs from base 1 to 654 and encodes 217 amino acids. Gene Ontology annotation, biological process: C-terminal protein lipidation; autophagy of mitochondrion; nucleophagy.